GAUAUUUUAGCUUUAUUUGCCCCAAAAGAAAUCCAUUCAUGGGGGUUUAACGCGCCGAAAGCAUACCAACUCGUUUGGCCUUUGCGCGAAUAGUAUAAACCUUUCCAUUAUGCACCGGUAUGUGCUGAACUGCUGAGCGAGAACAUCACUACGUAAAAAUGGUUUGUAUACAUAACUAUGCCGAAAGGAUUUUAACAAAUUGUGGACAUGAUUGAUGGAAAGAUUUACGGCACGGAUUGCUUCGAAGUCGAACUGUUUCUACAAAGAAACGAGUUCUCGAAGCUCUACCAGGUUAAAAGCAAGGAAGAUGGGAAAAUAUACUUAAUGGAGGUGUCCCCACGGGAUGCAAAUUCAAGAGCACCCGUCAGUCCCUAUGUUCAGUUAACCAAAACAUUGCUCUCUUCGUUUUGGGUUAGUCUGCGGUUCGCGUUUCAAACUCGGUCGAAAUUUUACUUUAUCCUGGACUUCGCUGGCGGCCAAACACUAUCGCGAAAGCUGAAAUUUUAUGGUGGAAAAAUUCCCGAGCCUUUAGCGAGAUUUUAUGCCGCAGAGAUUGUCGUCGCUUUGGAAGAAUUACACAGCUUCCGCCUAGCUUACAAAGAUUUAGAUUUAGAUGCGGUGUACGUGGAUUCUGAGGGCCAUAUCAAGCUUUGGCGUAGUUUUUGUGGAAAGCUUUACUGGGUGCAUGGUGAAUGCAUUUGUUCGCUCGCUGGAUUUUUCCACGGAGAUCCGUGUAAUAACAAUCAUAACCUUACAAAUGAGUUUGAUUUUCAAGAAGAUUGGAAGGCUCUUGGAACUGUGAUAAAUGCAAUAUUAACGGGAGAUAACAAUCAAUGGACUUCCGAAAACCCUGCCCUCUCGGCUUCAGCCAGUGAUUUAAUAAGUAGACUGAGGCGAGGUGACAUCUCUCGGGCUGACCAGAUCCAGUCCCACCCGUUCUUCAAAGGAAUUAUUUGGCACGAGGUGAGAACGAGGAAGGCACGACCAUCUGUGAGCACGGACAAAGGAUCCAAUUCCUCUCCAGUUCAAACAAAUCCUUCCGCUGGCUAUUCACCAACUGGGGCUAAUAUAACAAAUCUACCUUCUUCGUUCUAUCGGCCUCAUAGUCUGUCGCACCACAGUGACCCGGGCGAUACGAGAUACCUCAAGAGCGCCCCUGACUAUAUGGUGCAUGAGUCCGGUCUCUGCAGUGGGUUUUCAACCCCUGAUCUCCGAUCGAUUAAUCAAGUAACCCCGUUCUUGCGACAUCAUACGUCACUUCCGCCAAGAGACAUGUACUAUCACUAUGGAAACCCUGGUUAUCCAAGCACAACACCGCGUGAUUUUCAAUCAAGUCCCGUGCAAAGGAGGUUAGCUUCGCGUUCUUUGAGUGAUCUUUCUGCUUUAAACGGACAUGAUGAUGCAUUUGUUCCCAACCCCCAAACGACCCUAAAUGAAACGUUCAUCUACUCAAAUCAUGAACUUGCUCCGCAAUACGCCAGAACAUUUUAUACGCAGCCUGGAAACCAUUCAGGAGUUUUGAAUGGCGAUUAUGCUCUGCGUUCGACUGGCAGUUUUCCUGAUUUAAGGAGUAACGUUGGUCCUUUCACUUCAUGCCACUACACCUCCCACGAUGGAAGAUCCUCACCCACCCCCUCUGGGUACAUUGAUUACAGUUCAUGCACUGAGCCACCCCUCCGUGGCACAUUUAUGCUACCGCAUCAAACCUUGCGUUACCCUUAUAGCGACAUUGGUGUGUCGUCACUGGAUAAUUUUAGUGUAAUAGGCUUACGAAGAUGGGAACGCAGUUCGACAAGAGAUUCGGAAAAUCAUCGCGGCAGUUCGGAACCCGAAAAUAACCCUCGUGGUAAUCCACAUUCACUUCAUUCUGAGCGGAGUGCAAUCGAUGCUUCAUCGUCCCCAGGAAAAAAUCCUUCAAACAAGUCGUCUACUCAACAAAGUUCAUCACAACGUUCGGAUUUCACGAAGAAGAACGACUCCGAUCGAACGUCUACGAAUACCACUCGUGAACGUUCGUCGACGCUAACUCGUACUCUUUCGUUAUCCGAUAUGGAAGAAGGAACCAAACACACUACUCCGAAAGAAGUCCGGGAAACUAGGCGAGAUAGUUUGCCAAUUGGUGUCAGUAAUGCAAGAGAAAAGUACCCUCUAGCCAGAGUUCCCAUUCCAUCAUUUCGCGAAUUUAAACAGAGGAAUUUACUCGAAGACACUAAAAAUAAACCAUUGAUUGAAAAGAAAGAUGCGAAUGAUGGGGAAUCACAGAGAUCGCCGAGGGCAGAUUCUAAAACAGAAUCUAAAAGCAAAAUAGAGAUGCGGGAAAAACUGAAGGAAAGGCUGUCUUCUUUGUACGAAAGCUCAAAAGACAUCUCGGCUCAGAAUUCGACAAGAAAGCUUAGCACCUCUUACAAGUUGAAUUCUUCGAAUGGUGUUACCUCAGAGAAAUCCUCUCUCAUCAAAUCGAGUGAUUUAACAGAAACAAAAGGCAGUAUUACAAAGGAUAUUAAGGACUUGGGCGGCUCACGAAAGAUUUCUAGGGGCCGACGCGAAAGCCCGUUUUCGAAAAACGAAGUGAUUCAUAACCUUAUGUUGAAGUACGGCUUAUAUGAAAAAGGCGGUCACAAGAGGGGAGAUGGUUCGCGAGCGGACGCAAAGGACAUUGGCUCAUCGACGGAUAAAGUCAGUUCUCGCGAAAACCAAAGAAACAAUAAAAAUUUAAAACAUAUUUCAUCGGCUGCAAAGUCUGAAAACGUUUUGUCAAGGGAAGAGAGAAGAACGCAGAAUUAUUCGCAAUUGAAAGAGUCCACUCCUAGAGGGAGCGCCAUUUCUGAUCGAAAAACUGCCACAGCUGCAACAUUUGAAUCGAAAAAGUCCGCCGCGGAGAGGUUUAGAGAAUUGCGAAGAAAGCAUGUUCUGCAGAAUGAUUCUGAAGAUUCUCGAGCUGCAGAAAGAUUGACAUUAACAAGCAGGGGAAAGACACUGGAGAGGAAUUCUGUAGUAACUGCCUCAAUAACCGAAAAUGGCAAACAGACACCGAGGCGAGGAAAAAAUCAGAACAACUCUGGUGAAAUUCAAGGAGGUGAUCACACUUCUACCCCAGCAGGCUUAAGAAAAGCAAAUUCAAAAGUUGAGGAAGGAAGUAUGGCAUUAUAUGAGAACACUGCGAAGCGAAACGUCGACUCGAAGUCGAAUAAUAACUCUGAGACAUCAAUCCAAGGGGAAUGUUCUAUUGGUCUCCGAGGUACCUCCAGGGCAAUUCUUUGUGCGACAAAAUUUAAGAGAGCUGCUAACAAAGGCUCGAGAAAAUCAAACGAUUCGCCCUUGCCAGACAAGAAAAAGCUGGGAGACAUUAUUACCAAAAACGAUUCAGCAACUAAAAUUGUGGUCGAGAAAAUGCAAGACGGAAACUCUAUCGAAAUCAAACGGGAUGAAUCAUUGGGGAAACGAUCACCGAAUACCGGACGGCGAGAUUUCCGAACGAACGGAAAACUUCGGAAAGGCGGUAUUCACACGAGCAUGCUCAGUGUGGCCAGCAAUGCAUGCUUGACCGAUUCUGAAGUAGAUGAUACCAUUAGCUUGUACAGUAAAAUGGACUCGCUUGAUAGCGAGCGAGAAACAAGAGGACGUAGGUGGGAGAGUUUCCAUAGCAACAUCAGUGCUGACAGUGGCUCCGCCCACAUGUUUGAAUUCGAUACAGAUUCCAAUACGACCGAGUUCGAAGAGGAGGUGUUCGAUGACCGUGGUUCUGAAGAUGAGCAUCCUAAGAGCGAGGCCGAAGUGGAGCGCACAGACAGUGGUGUCGGAGGUGACAUGGGACAAGGUCCCGUGAGGCGCUCUUGGGAGGAAAUUGUGAUGAAGAGCUCUGAGCACUGGUCCGUUGUGGCUGCCUCCGCGCGGCACUGGCAAGAAUUGGCCCGUAGGAAAAAAGCAAAUGACGACGAAAUGACCACAGCAAGGAAACGAAGUUCUGUACAUUCUAUAACUGAAGAUAUGGUCGAGUGCCCAGAUUGUUUGAAGCACUAUGUUCCAGCAAUAAUUAGCGAAGAACAGAAAGACAAUAGUAAAGAACCGGAGAUUUGUCCCAAGUGCAAAGACAGAAAAGUGGAGAGAAAAGAGGCCAUUAUUGAACUUGUACAAACCGAAAUCAACUAUGGAAAUGAUCUUCAGAUCUUGAAAGAGGAGUUCUACUUGCCGAUGCAGUCUGGAGGGAUUUUAAGUCCAGAAAAUUUGGCUGCGAUAUUUCUUAACUUGCAGGAAUUACUAGAAGUGAAUUCAAAGUUCUGCGCAAAGCUGCAGAAAAGUUUGGAAAAAUCAGUUGCAAAAGGCGAUGAGGAAUUUUCCAACGUCAACGUUGGAAGCAUUUUUUUGGAAAGCGUAGAUUUCUUUCAAGCCUACGAAAUUUACUGUUCAAAACAGACCACCGCCUCUGCGUUGCUGGAAUCCCUUCAGAAGAAAACGGAGCUGCUACGAAUAUUCUUAAAUGUCACGUGCCGUGAAAAUCCAAAGUGUCGCAAAAUGGACUUAAACUCUUUUAUACUCGCCCCUGUACAACGAAUUAUGAAAUAUCCCCUGUUACUAAGUAGAAUUUGCAAGGCCACACCACGAAGAAAUCAAGACCGAGAGAAGCUUAAAAUGGCGCAAAGAAGAAUUGAAGAGCAACUGAAUAAGAUCAACGCGUUGAACACGGCUGUUGAAUCUCGACAAAAGCGAUACCGGGCGAGUCAACAACUUGGCCGGUCCGACUCGUUAGAUAAACUACAAAUGAAGAAAAUGGCGUCGGAUAUUCUAAACUGGACCAUAGAAGAAAUGGAGCUGCUUAUGCAUGGUGUAUUCCAGAUCACUAUACAUGAAUUUGGUGCGAGCUGGAACAGACGCAGUAGCAAGAAAGCCCUGUCAGUAUGCGCACUGUUUUGCGUAAGAGGUCAUUCGGAGUUUGUGCGAAUUAACUCUGACGAUGAGGGGGAGUGUGAGGAUCUUUUGUUCCCCGGAGAGGGUGAAGUGACCGAUGCUGCUGUGGUUCUCCUAAGAAAAAAGAUGAGUGGAAAGUACACUUUAUUCAAGGAACCAUUGUUUCUAGACAUGUGCGUCAUUUAUAAAGAAUGUGAGCUAAAGGACGCCUUCGAAAUUGUGUUGAUGGGUAAGGAGACAUACAGAUUCAGAGCUUCUACGAGCCGGGAUUAUCGGAGAUGGCUUAAAUAUCUCAGACUGGAAUCUAAAGAACUUGGCUCCUGGAAGAGAAGGCGAAAUGGUCUUCCGAACAUCAUGAUCAAAAAUCUUUAGUUAGGAAUUUUCUCCGAUAAUACAGUUAGUUCAACCUCGUUCAUCGACGACAGUCGCCAAAUUGAAAGCAUUCAUCAAACGUUUAUUUAAAGGCAAUCCAUACGCGUCUUAUCUUCUGAAAAAUGCUUUAAGAUUAAAGUAUAUAUUCAUUCUGUGUUUAGGUUGUUUCAGAAAGCCAGCGAGUGUGUCAUCCAAUAAAACUCGUUCAAGUGACAUGCUUUUGUUGAAUA
Molecule: messenger RNA, 5507 nt
Organism: Stylophora pistillata
Lineage: Eukaryota; Metazoa; Cnidaria; Anthozoa; Scleractinia; Pocilloporidae
Biological process (GO): protein phosphorylation; positive regulation of Rho protein signal transduction
Molecular function (GO): ATP binding; protein kinase activity; guanyl-nucleotide exchange factor activity
Source: RefSeq, a predicted model, not a curated record